This is a messenger RNA of Durio zibethinus, 3020 nucleotides long. RefSeq lists its product as uncharacterized. Gene Ontology annotation, molecular function: nucleic acid binding. NCBI's taxonomy places the organism in Eukaryota, Viridiplantae, Streptophyta, Magnoliopsida, Malvales, Malvaceae. The record is from RefSeq and is a predicted model, not a curated record.
UUCAACAAAAAAAAAAAAAGGGGAAAGAAAAGAAAAGGUGCCACCUGGGCGUCACCUGAGGGAUAAGACGUGUUGUUCAUCUUCUUCUUCACUACCCAGUCACAGGUAGCCAUUCUAUCCCCACCAAAGCUCAAAUUUCAAUCUUGGGCUUCAAAGUUCAACAAUUUUACAAUGCUACUCAACGCCGUCUGAUGAGUUUGCUUUUAAUUUCGCAUUAAAAAUGGACGGUCUAUCUUGCGCCGCAGCUACCACCUCCGUUGCUUAUUCCUUCUCCGUCAGCAAGUUUUUGCUGUUUCCUUCUGUGUCAGUAUCAAGAGUACAAGUGAAAAGAAAGGCGAAAAGGGUUUCUUUCAGGGUUUUUGCGGAGAAAGAAGAACCAAAGCUUGACAAAUGGGACCAAAUGGAGCUCAAGUUUGGCCGCUUGCUCGGCGAAGACCCCAAACUCACCAUUGCCAAGAUAAUGGGUAGAAAAGCAAACCCUGAAGCAUCUUAUAUUGAAAUUGAGAAAGCAUUUUAUAAGAACAACGGGAAAAUAGUGGAAAUAGAGGAGGUUCCUUUUGAUGUUGACAAGAAAUUGCCCACCGCAUCUUCUGAUGGUUUAAAUUUAGUUCGUCCUGUUCCGAACAAGGGAAUCAAGUUUCAAGCUGAUGAUAAGCCAGCUGUAUCUGAGAUAAAGAGACCAACUCUGUCAGAUGGAAAGGCUUUGGGUGGUGCAAGAAGGGGCAGGCUUCCAAAUGUUAUCUUGAGAAGGCCAACCGUGAUGAAUGAAAAUGAUGUAGAAGACAGGCCAUCCAGGUUUAGGAUGAAACCAAAUUUGUCAUUGAAAAUGGGGAAUAUAAAAGCAAAGGAACAUUAUAGUGAUAUGACUUUGUUGAGAAAGCCGGAACCAAUGAGUGUUGAUACAAGCAUCGAUGAGAAGCAAGAUUCUGAUGAUAGUGUUGGGCUGGAGAAAGAGAAAGAAGUGGAGGACAGAAUUGGUGAUUUUACAUUGUUAAAAAAGCCUGAACAGAUAAGUGCCAAUACAAAGAUUGUUGAAAAACAAGAGCAGUUUGGAGAUUUAGAAGUUGAGGGGGAAAGGUUGGAGGCAGAGCUAGAAGCUAACAUGCUGGCUAAUGCAACAGAGAGUAGUUUUGAAGAAGCAUUGGAAGCGGGGCAUAGCUCAAUCCCUAAGAAACGUGAGAUAGAGGACGACUCUUUAAUUGGAAUGCGGCCAAUUGACGUAAGUAAUAGGGUGGCUACUGAGGAAUCUGGCAUUGUUCUCUCCAUGGAAGCUGCACUGCAGGGGAAGCCAAAAAGAUUAGAUCAAUCUGUGAAAGAAACAUCAGACCCCAAUAAAGCAGAAACUGUUCCCACCAACCCUGAAGAUUAUGGUGAUCUCCCCUCUAUAUCACCUCAGGAGGAUAGUGAUUGGACCAGGGUUGAAGAUCUGCUUAAGACAGGACAAUGGGAAAAAGUGGAGUUAAUAAGCUCUAGCACAAGAGGUUUUGUUGUAUCGUUUGGUUCUUUGAUUGGAUUUUUGCCUUACCGCAACCUUGUUGCUAAAUGGAAGUUCUUAGCUUUUGAAUCAUGGUUGAGAGAGAAGGGCUUAGACCCAUCUGCUUAUAAGCAGAAUUUAGGAGUCAUUCGAAGUUCUGAUAUAAUGUGCAAGAACUCUUUUCUGGAUUCAAACUCAAUUUCAGAAAAUAACCAACAAUUUGAGGGAAAACUUUCACCAGAUAUGAAAUUGGAAGAUCUUUUGAGGAUUUAUGAUCAAGAGAAGCUUAAAUUCUUGUCCUCAUUUGUUAGUCAGAGAGUCAAUGUAAAUGUGCUAAUGGCUGACAGAAAGGACAGAAAACUUAUAGUUUCUCUGAGGCCAAAAGAAAAGGAAGAGUUAGUAGAGAAAAAGAGAAAAUUUAUGGCCAAGCUUCAUGUAGGGGAUGUUGUAAAAUGCUGCAUUAAGAAAAUCACUUAUUUUGGUAUAUUUGUGGAGGUUGAAGGCGUGCCUGCUCUGAUUCACCAGACCGAAGUAUCAUGGGAUGCCACAUUGGAUCCUGCAUUAUAUUUCAAAAUUGGUCAGAUUGUCGAGGCAAAAGUUCACCAAUUGGAUUUCACACUUGAGCGUAUAUUUUUAUCUUUGAAGGAGAUAACGCCAGAGCCACUGACUGAGGCCUUGGAGGCUCUAGUUGGUGAUCAUGAUAACUUAGAUGGAAGAUUACAAGCAGCACAAGCAGACUCUGAGUGGCCUGAUGCAGAAUCACUUAUCAAAGAAUUGCAACAGAUUGAAGGGGUUCAAUCAGUUUCAAAGGGCCAAUUUUUCUUGAGCCCUGGUUUAGCUCCAACAUUCCAGGUUUAUAUGGCAUCCAUGUUUGAGAAUCAAUAUAAGUUACUUGCUCGAUCAGGAAACAAAGUACAAGAGGUCAUUGUUCAAGCAUCAUUGGAUAAAGAAGAGAUGAAAUCUACAAUUCUAUCAUGCACAAACAGAUUGGUGAAGGUUAAGAGAGAGAACAGAAAGCAUGGGGGAGCCAGGGUGGGGGAUUGUUUGAUUUUCUUGUUCACCCUCUGUAUCACUAUAACGGCAUUCUUUCGUCCUGUAUGCAAUUUGUUUUUUUACACCAAGGUUCAACUUACAUAAACAUUGAAUUAAUGUCUUAUUGAAUUUCACUGUGAACAGCCACCUCUAAUGCUAUUUAAGUUUGAAGGCUUUUUUAGGAUGCAAAUGCCACAUUUCUUGGUUUAGUUUGUUCAGGUUUUGUUCAUGAAACAUUUUUUUUUCCCAAUAGGCUUUUCUCUUCACAUCAUUGAGAUCCAUUAGUUUUUGCAAUGAGAUAAAUGGCAAAGUGACGAAGAUUUCAAGUCAUUGCUGGAUUGUCCUUACUGGCAUUAAAGUCAGCAGGGACAAGUUUUCCCUUUGAGUCUACGUUUCAGCUUAAAAUGAAUUGAAUUUGCAGGCCAAGGUGACUUAGUUGCUUCUGAUUUCUACUUCUGGCCCCCUUCCCAUCUGUUAUGACAGCAAAAUGACAAAUUUGAAAUAAUGCAAAUUA